AAUUCUAGCUAGUGUGCAGUGUCUAGUGAAGGUAAGGUUGCUUCUCUUUCGGCAACCAUAUAGGUUUGUUGCGUUUGGCAGGUGGGCAUGCAUUUGACGUUUGCAGCUCGGCGUAAUCGCACCUACUAACUAUCUCGGGGAAACUACUAACCAAAAAAAAGUUACCUGGACCUGAGAGCUGCUCAUAUUAAGGCAUUCCAAAAACUUGCUGUGUACAACAAACAUUCUGGUGUGAUGUUGACCAAAAAUCUUCUCUGCAUUCGUCGGUGACAUUUCAUUUUGUACGGGGGAUUCUAACACUGCACAAUCAAUCUGUGGUUUUCCCCUUCGGCCAAGAAAGAAGAUUGAUUAGAUUGAUUCUAGACAUCUGCCGCCAUCGUUCCUCUCUCUUGCCACUGCCGUGCGUGUGUGUGUGUGUGUGUGUGUAACUUCAUUAAACGAGAAGGCGGAGUCCAUAUCGAACGUUUGUUGCUUGCCAGACAUCGGCCGGAAUCAUGUUCAGUCUACGGCGGAACCGGGCCUUCCUGGUGAAAAUUUUGCUGCUGACGCCGCUGACUUGGCUCUGCGUCGUCCUCUACAUGAACAGUUCCACCAAAAUCAUUCAGCAACAGCAACAGGGCCACCAAGAGCAAAUUGUCUACGUCAACGAAAACAAGGCGGAAGAUAACCUGAUCCCGCAAGAGCAGGUGGAAAUCAAAGGACCCCCGCUCAAGGAUAAUCUGCUCAGAAAGAAGAAGCCGACGCCCUCGGGUGGAGACCGAGGAGGAGCCGGCAUCUCUGGCGACCAAAUGGCCGGCCAAGGCGUCCUGGUGGCCCCGCACGAGCCCGACGGCCCCGGUGAAAUGGGGAAGGCCGUCGUCCUGCCCAAGGACCUGACUCCCGAACAAAAGAAGCUGGUCGACGAAGGCUGGCAGAAGAACGCGUUUAAUCAAUACGUCAGCGACAUGAUCAGCGUUCACCGGACACUACCCGACCCCCGGGACGACAGGUGUAAAGAGCCCGAUCGAUACUUGACGACGCUGCCGGCCACGGACGUUAUCGUCUGCUUCCACAACGAAGCUUGGUCAGUCCUCCUGCGUACUGUACACUCCAUUUUGGAUCGAUCGCCGGCCCACCUUAUCAAGGAAAUCAUCCUCGUCGACGACUUUUCCGAUAUGGAGCACGUCAAGGCCCCAUUGGAGAACUACAUGGCGCAGUACCCAAAGGUGAAGAUAGUGCGGCUACCCAAGCGCGAAGGAUUGAUCCGGGCGCGGCUCUUGGGCUUGGAACGCGCCACCGCUCCCGUCGUCACCUACCUCGACUCUCACUGCGAGUGCACCGAAGGGUGGCUGGAGCCUCUUCUGGACCGGAUAGCCCGUAAUUCGACCACAGUUGUAUGCCCCGUGAUCGACGUCAUUGACGAGGAUUCCUUGGCGAUUCAUUUCGAUAAAAAAUCUGUCCAAGUCGGAGGAUUCGACUGGGGAUUGCAGUUUAAUUGGCAUGCCAUCCCUGAACAUGAAAAAAAACGACGCCAACACUCGGCCGAUCCUGCCUACAGCCCAACCAUGGCCGGAGGGUUAUUUUCCAUCGACAGGGCCUUUUUCCAGAAGUUGGGCACGUACGACGACGGAUUUGACAUUUGGGGAGGCGAAAAUUUGGAACUCUCUUUCAAGACGUGGAUGUGCGGUGGGACGUUGGAAAUCAUUCCGUGUAGCCACGUAGGCCACAUCUUCCGCAAACGAUCGCCUUACAAAUGGCGCAGCGGAGUUAAUGUCCUUAAACGUAACAACGUUCGAUUGGCCGAGGUCUGGCUGGACGAAUAUUCCGAGUACUACUACCAACGUAUAGGUCACGACCGGGGAGAUUAUGGAGACGUCUCGUCCAGAAAAAGCCUACGCAAAAACCUUGGUUGCAAGUCUUUCAAAUGGUACCUAGACAACAUCUUCCCAGAGUUGUUCAUCCCUGGUGAUGCGGUCGCAUCCGGCGAGGUUCGAAAUUUAGGAUUUUCACCAGCCUAUUGUUUGGACGGUGCCGCUCGCAAAGCCAAUCUCCACAAGCCAGUUGGCUUAUGGCCUUGCCAUGGCCAGUCCGGAAACCAGUUUUGGCUGUACAGUAAAACGGGAGAGAUCCGCCGUGAUGAGGCUUGUUUAGAUUACGCUGGAUCAGACGUGAUUCUAUAUCCAUGCCAUGGUGCCAAAGGCAAUCAAUUCUGGGAGUACGAUCCCGAGACCAAUUUUGUCCAGCACGGAAGCAGCAAAAAUUGCUUGGCAAUCAGCGAGGACAAGAAGAAAAUCACGGUGGAGAAGUGCUCCCAGGACAACCCUAGAGCCAAAUGGAAAUUCGAGAAAUAUGAAGCAUCGAAGAAGCUAUAAAUAUCAACAGACUCCUUGGUCGUCAACCCGGCCGGCUCAAAUUGGCAAGCUCAAGAUCUGUUUUGCCCAGUUUUAGAUGCUGCGUUGGCGUUUAUUUAAACCUCAACAUGAAGUCAAAAAUUAAUGUAACUAUGUAGGAAAUAUUUCGUGUGUACGGUGAAACGUGGUGUUAAAGGCUUGUAGAUGAAACAGUUCUUGAUAACCACAAUGUCCUCCUAUGCUUUCCAUAACUUAUCCAUAUCGACAGCAACACAUUCCGGAUUCAAGGUUUAUUCUAUAGUUAUUCCCUCUCAUUUUCUCUGGUGCGUUACGGUGAACUUUCUAAAAAAUUCGGCUACAAAAUUUAUUUCCAUUUUUAAUCCGCUUUGGUUAGAUUUAUAGUUUGUUCUCCUCUUUAAACGCUCAAAAUCAAGUCUGCUCUAUUCACACAUUUGUUUUGUUUUGUUUGGUUGAUUUUGAUUAUGAUGAUCGAGUAUAUUCUAUUUAAGCAAAUUCAAGCACAAUCCAUUUUACAUCGUACUUGACAUUGCAGGCGUACAGGUGUUGAUGGUUUGUGUUCUGCCUCCUAUUCUCCCAAUUUAAUUCGAUUUGAGAAGGAUUUCCUUCAUUCAAAGAAAAGUAGCGACAAUGUCAGACAAGUUAAAUUUCAAAGAUAACGGGUCUGUGUACACCUUUUCCAACUUCCAACAGUAAAACAAGAUUUAGAGCAUCAAGCCUUCAAUUGACUUACGGAAUGUAAAGCUUGGAGUAAAGCAUGCAUUGUAUAGAUGGUCGAUAGACUUGGUUCUUUUCCUUUCUUUCUUUUUUUGUUAUGUGAUUGUCGUUUUACGUUGAAAAUUUGUUUACAUCUAAUCUAAAACAUUUCACAUGAUUGAAAAUAUGUCCCGAUUCUAAGGGAUAGUCUACAUUUAUAUUUCUAUACAGUGCCUUAAAGAAAAUGCGUGCAUAAAGAAUUUGGAUUUUUUUCAGUUCGUGUGUCUGUGUAAGUGGAAUACAUCAGUUGAGAAAAAGGA
Molecule: messenger RNA, 3364 nt
Organism: Daphnia pulicaria
Lineage: Eukaryota; Metazoa; Arthropoda; Branchiopoda; Diplostraca; Daphniidae
Product: putative polypeptide N-acetylgalactosaminyltransferase 9
Exons: 12
Coding region: 495-2351 (618 amino acids)
Cellular component (GO): Golgi apparatus
Source: RefSeq, a predicted model, not a curated record